This is a messenger RNA of Alligator sinensis (Chinese alligator), 3388 nucleotides long. RefSeq names its product calumenin (gene CALU). NCBI's taxonomy places the organism in Eukaryota, Metazoa, Chordata, Crocodylia, Alligatoridae. The record is from RefSeq and is a predicted model, not a curated record. Gene Ontology annotation, cellular component: endoplasmic reticulum. The transcript has 6 exons. Gene Ontology annotation, molecular function: calcium ion binding. Bases 14 to 961 code for a protein of 315 amino acids.
CAUCAGAGUCGUCAUGAGUAUUCCUCAGUUUCUUGUGUACCUGUCCCUUUGUGUGGUUUGCAUCUUAAGCAAACCCACUGAGAAGAAGGACCGGGUUCACCACGACCCCCAGCUCAGCGACAAGGUCCAUGAUGAUGCCCAGAAUUUUGACUAUGACCAUGAUGCUUUCCUUGGUGCUGAUGAAGCCAAGACCUUUGACCAGCUGACACCAGAGGAAAGCAAGGAGAGACUGGGAAUGAUUGUAGGUAAAAUAGACACGGAUAAGGAUGGGUUUGUGACGGAGGGGGAGCUGAAAGCCUGGAUUAAGAAGGCCCAGAAGAAGUACGUGUAUGACAAUGUCGAACGCCAGUGGCAGGAGUUUGACAUGAAUCAAGAUGGAUUAAUCUCCUGGGAUGAGUACAGAAACGUGACAUAUGGCACUUACCUGGAUGACCCAGACCCCGAUGAUGGGUUUAACUAUAAACAGAUGAUGACAAGGGAUGAACGAAGGUUCAAAAUGGCUGAUAAGGAUGGAGACUUGAUUGCUACUAAGGAAGAAUUCACUGCUUUUCUGCAUCCAGAAGAAUAUGAUUACAUGAAAGAUAUAGUGGUACAGGAGACCAUGGAAGAUAUUGACAAGAAUGGAGAUGGUUUCAUUGACUUGGAAGAGUACAUUGGGGAUAUGUACAGUCACGAUGGUGAUGCUGAUGAGCCCGAAUGGGUGAAGACUGAGCGGGAGCAGUUUGUGGAGUUCCGAGACAAGAAUCGGGAUGGGAAGAUGGACAAGGAAGAGACAAAAGACUGGAUCCUGCCCUCAGACUAUGAUCAUGCUGAGGCAGAAGCCCGGCAUCUUGUCUACGAGUCGGAUCAAAACAAGGAUGGCAAACUCACCAAAGAGGAGAUCGUUGACAAGUACGACUUAUUUGUGGGGAGCCAGGCCACAGACUUUGGGGAGGCCUUAGUACGGCACGAUGAGUUCUGAGGCCUGGACAGAGAAACCAAUUUCUUCAAAGUAAUUUAUUUUUUACAGCAUCUGGAUUGACACGAGAAACGUUUUCGCUACUGAGACUGUUAUUUCAGGCUAGGAGGUGGAAAAAAAAAAAUCAAUCCCGUCCUUUUUCCUUUUUCCCAAAGGGAUGGGGACUUUGGUAUUCUGCAAACAACUCUAAUGAUGACACUUGGUGGUUGUUGGUUUUGGUUUUUUUUAGACUUACACUUUGUUUGAUGUCUAAUGAGCUCUGUUUAUUUUUGUAUUUGUUCUGGUUCCGUGUGAAAUGAAGAAUACAUAUCCUGAAAUGUUUAGCUGUAGAGCAAUGGUAGGUCCUUGCCCACUGCCCCACCAACCCUCUAUCCCCUUGACCUUUGUAUGUACUUAGCUACAGGAUUUUUUUUUUUUUUUUUUUGUUAAGCCAGAGAACAAGGCCAAAAAACAAAGAGGAGUGACGCUAGUUUUGACAGGGGGAGAAGGGCACGAGUUUGGUUGAUCUGAGGGCCGCAGCGGAAACUAGUUAGGAACCCAUAGCGUGCUUACAACUAAGUACUUGGUACUCACUUCAAGACAAGACAUUCACUCAGCGUUCUGUCUUGCUGUGCUUGGCCAGGCUUGCCCACUGGUUUCUCUUGUCUCUGGAUGUGCUGUAGGACCUGGGGAGAUGCUUGACUGUCCUUUGGACCACCCUUUGCAAACAGUAAAGUAGCAGCAGCAGGGCAGUAGGGAUUCUCACUCUUCUCCAUAGACCUGAAUGAGCUGCUAAAACCUAAGGUAGUUUGACUCAUAAAAUAUGUGGGAGAAGCUUCCUACCCAGAGGUACAUGGUAGAGAGGGCAGUCUUGCAGAUGCUGCUAGCAUCCUUGGUUUGAGUUGCCUGCCCCUGGGAACCAUCAAUGCUAUUUGUGUUACUCUCUCAAUUCUGGCUUCCCUGAACACGGUCACAACCAUGUGGCUGCACUUGGUGGCUCUGGAUGAAGCAAGGAACUGAUGUGAUGUGUGAGCCCUGCAUGUUGCAUUAAGGGAAGCAGUAAGAAAAGCAAGCAAUUCUGCAUUGGUCCCAUAAGGAAGCAGCAAAGUGCCUGCCUGCGGCUUGUGCCGUGGGGCGUGGGGGAAAGACGGUAGGUGGGUUUCAGUUCUUGUGUAAACUGUUCGCCUUCUGCAAAUCAUGCAUCAUUGAAGUGCCUUUACUUACCAGAGAAGCAGUGCUGGGUUUCCCAGGUAGGAAUCCCCAGGUGAAACGUGCUAAAAGAAGCUAAGAAAACAGCAAGGCUCCAGGAAAAGCUGGAAAGAGAAGUUCCCCCUUGUGUCCUUCCUCCGAAGCAGCGUGUAGACAGCAGCCUCUGAUCUCCUUGGGGACUUCUAACCAUAUGCUGCUUGCUUCGCCAGGGAUAUUCUCUUUUGCCUCAGAAAUCAAACCACUUAUUUCAUAGCAUCCUGAGGCAUAGUCUUGCGCAGUGUUCCUCACCCAGGGAGAACAGCGGUUAGAGCCAGCCACAUAGGGGAGUGCCACGUGAAGUCUCAUCUGUCCCGUGCUGGCGGCUGUUACUCAGAGCCGGUUUGCACAAGUUGGUGGGUUGCUUGCACUUGUCCUGCCUGGGGCAUGGUGAAGGGGGUAGCUGCAAACUGAAAUCCCUUCCUUCAUUGCAGUGUCCUGCAAAUGCUACAGGCCUCUAGGCCCUGGGCCAUAAUAAACAUGGACUUUCUGUCCCCUUUCAGAUUGGAUUGAUCAUUUCAUAGAUGAGAAGCUUGAGACAUUGUGUAUACUCCUAGUAUUUUAUGUAACUUUCUAAAAAUAACACUUUUGAUAUAACUUGAGACAGCAAAUCCAAUCAUCAUAAUCAUUGUUGUAUAUGACGUGUAUGGUUUCUGUGCCUUUGGUGUUCACCCCUAAAAUGUGGAUCUUACAGCUCUUGGAUGUACUUCAUGGCUUUGGGCAGCCAGGAAAAGCCCUGGAGAAAGACAGUGGGGCAGCGAAGGAGAGCCAGGCAGGGCUGUAGGAUUAAGUAGAUAACAGCCUGAGUCUUUCAUAUCUGGCAAAAUUUGAGCCUUGCUUCCAAAACAAAAUCAGCUGCUUCCUGGCUUCUCUUCCUCUCGCACACGUCCAUGUGACCUGACCUAGAUGGCUGUCCCUACUUAACAUGGGCCAGGGCUUCAAAGCCAGCUGCCAUACGUUGAGAGCGAGCUGUCCGCAGGAGGCUCUCGCAGCUUCCGUCUGCGCUUAAUGUUCAGACACUUUUUUUUUUUUUAAUGUUUUUUGAAGAACACUAAAGUUUUCUCCCAUCGGUGAGGCAAAACUGAACCCGUAGCUGCAGCAGCAGGAAGGUUUUACCCAUUUCAGAGCUCUGCGACUGUGCAACUUAUUAUGUGUUCCCACUUGUACUGUAUCUUAUCCAAGCAAAUGUAAAGCUGGUGAAAAACA